This is a messenger RNA of Daucus carota subsp. sativus, 1468 nucleotides long. RefSeq names its product serpin-ZX. Gene Ontology annotation, molecular function: serine-type endopeptidase inhibitor activity. The record is from RefSeq and is a predicted model, not a curated record. The transcript is spliced from 2 exons. The coding region runs from base 104 to 1312 and encodes 402 amino acids. Lineage: Eukaryota; Viridiplantae; Streptophyta; Magnoliopsida; Apiales; Apiaceae.
AUAUAUUAGGGUUAAGGGUUAUGCUGUUGGUACAGAUCGAAAACAAUCACACUCACAAUCCUCUGAUCCUCUAGGUUUUUAUCAAGAUUAUCAAGAAUUCCCAAUGGCUCAAAACAAUUCUUUCGGUCUUGAUCAGGGCUCUCGCAAAAACCAGGUGGAUGUCUCAUUAACCUUGGCCAAGCACCUCCUGUUAAACUAUGGCAAAGACUCAAACCUCGUCUUCUCUCCGCUAUCCAUGCAAAUUGCUCUUAGCCUGCUUGCGGCUGGUUCCAGUGGCGAAACCAGAAACCAGCUUCUCUCUUUUCUUAAGGCUGAAAGUGUAGAUGAACUUAACACUGUCUAUGCGCUUCUUGUUGAUGUUGUCUUUGCUGAUGGUUCUUCUUCUGAUGGUCCUAAAGUGUCCUUAGUCAAUGGUGUUUGGCUUAACGAGUCCCUAUCGUUCAAGCCUUCGUUCCAGGAUGUUGCGACAACAAUGUACAAGGCGGCUUCUCAUCGUGUCGAUUUUCAGAACAAGGCUGAGGAGGUAAAAAACUUGGUGAAUUCUUGGGUCGAAAAGGAGACCCGUGGCCUUAUAAAGAAUAUUCUGAAUUCAGUAGAAACGUCAACUGAGCUGAUAUUAGUCAAUGCCCUGUAUUUCAAAGGAGAUUGGUUAAGCCCAUUCGACGGAGACGAUACAAGAAACUAUGACUUUUACCUCCUCAAUUCCAGCUCUAUUCAAGUACCCUUCAUGACCAGCUAUGAGGAUCAAUAUAUCAGCGUUUUUGAUGGUUUCAAAGUAUUGGGGCUUCCUUAUGAACAAGACUGGAACCAAAGCAGGGAGAAAAGGCUUUCUUUUUCCAUGUACAUUUUCCUGCCAGAUGCAAAAGACGGCCUGCCAGCACUGGUAGAGAGAGCUGGUUCAGAACCCGGAUUCCUUGACCGCUAUGUUCCAAGUCGAAGAGUUGAUGUUGGAAAGUUCCGAAUUCCAAAAUUUAAAUUUGAGUAUAACAUUGAAGCAUCAGAAGCGUUACAGAGCCUAGGAUUGGUCUCGCUCUUUGGUCCAUCAGGAGGUCUCGGGGAGAUGGUCUCUAAUUCUUCCCCUCUCUUUGUCUCCAAAAUAGUGCAUAAAUCCUUUAUUGAAGUCGAUGAGUAUGGCACUGAAGCUGCUGCUGCGACUGAAGUUGAAUGCAUGAUGGGAUCAAGUUGUGUAUUUGAGGAAAAGGUUCUGACUGACUUUGUUGCAGACCACCCAUUCUUGUUUGUCAUUCGGGAAAACGCUACUGGAAUGGUGGUGUUCAUAGGACAUGUGCUUAAUCCUUCAGAUCAAUCUUGAACUACCACUAGCUAUGCCUUACAAUUAUUUGCCAAUUAGUUAUUUGCUUAGUUGAAUAUCCAGUACCUUGUGUUUAAGAAUUAAGAAUCUGAAGUAUUGACUUUUAUUUUGUAAUUCUAUAUAACUAUUGUCUGUUUGAAUCUCUUAACUUGCAUU